AUGUUCCUGAGCUUAUUAGAAGGGAACUUGAUACAUCCUCUGAUUGAAAGAAAUCAUCUUCGCGCGAUUUCCGACAUCGCCACUGGAACAGGGAUUUGGUUGCAAGAUGUCCGCAACGCAUUUGACAACGCCCGUCCGUUCCCUUUGCUUCAAGGAUUCGAUGUCUCCAGUGCGCAGUUUCCAAGUGAUCUGGAUAAAUUAAGCUUCUCAGUGCAAAAUGUACUGAAUCCAUUCCCACCGGACGAGCUCAAUCGAUAUGAUUUGGUCCAUGUUAGGUUCCUCCAACCUGGCUUGGAGGAGUCUGAUUAUCAACUUGCUGUGACAAAUAUGGUAUCUAUCAUUAAACCGGGAGGUUAUCUGCAGUGGGAAGAAGAAGACUGCAGUAGAUCUUUCAAACUGAUGACCACCAUACAACCACAAUUGCAAGAAAUUGUGGAUGAUUAUGUUGGCUAUGCAAAGUUUCACGGCUUCAGCCUUAAUGCCCCUGAAGCUAUUGUGAAGGCAUGUGUAAACGCAGACCUCAAAGUGAUUAGCAAGACUUUCCAAAACACAGUGAAUGCGCCGCCCGAGCAGCUUUCUCAUAUUAGGUCUUUUUUUCGUCGAUCGCUGGCAAUGGUGUUGCCAGUUGCCUAUUGUGAUCAAGGGCUCGUUCAUGAUGAACACGAAGGGCAGACCAUGUAUCAUAGGAAGAUUAGCAAGGUGAUGAGGCUUUUUGAGGAAGGGUUAGUACUUGAUGAUGUUUUCGCAAGCAUUCUCUGCCAGAAGGCCUAG
Messenger RNA from Penicillium coprophilum, 771 nucleotides. RefSeq names its product class I SAM-dependent methyltransferase. The record is from RefSeq and is a predicted model, not a curated record. The transcript is spliced from 3 exons. Bases 1 to 771 code for a protein of 256 amino acids. NCBI's taxonomy places the organism in Eukaryota, Fungi, Ascomycota, Eurotiomycetes, Eurotiales, Aspergillaceae.